Molecule: messenger RNA, 1060 nt
Organism: Emys orbicularis (European pond turtle)
Lineage: Eukaryota; Metazoa; Chordata; Testudines; Emydidae
Gene: FHL3
Product: four and a half LIM domains 3
Exons: 5
Coding region: 1-840 (279 amino acids)
Biological process (GO): actin cytoskeleton organization
Cellular component (GO): nucleus; Z disc; stress fiber
Molecular function (GO): actin binding; transcription coregulator activity
Source: RefSeq, a predicted model, not a curated record
AUGACGGAAGGUUUCGACUGCGACAACUGCAAGGAGUCCCUGUAUGGGCGGAAGUACAUCCAGAUGGACAUGGGCCCCUACUGCAUCCCCUGCUACGAUGCCCACUUCGCUAACACCUGCGAGGAAUGCAAGGAGCUGAUUGGCCACGACUGCAGGGAGCUGUACUACGAGGAUCGCCAUUACCACGAGCACUGCUUCCGGUGCUUCCGCUGCGACCGCUCUCUGGCCGACGAGCCGUUCACCUGCCAGGACGAGGAGCUGCUGUGCAACGACUGCUACUGCAGCGAGUUCUCCUCCAAGUGCGUCGCAUGUGAGAAGACCGUCAUGCCAGGAUCCCGGAAACUGGAAUACAGCGGACAAACCUGGCAUGAGCAUUGCUUCAUUUGCAGCAGCUGUCAGCAGCCCAUCGGGUCGCGGUCCUUUAUCCCAGACAAGAAGGAUUAUUAUUGCGUCCCCUGCUAUGAGAGCAAAUUUGCCCCCCGCUGCACUCGUUGCAAAAAGUCGCUGACCAAGGGAGGAGUGACUUACCGUGACGAGCCCUGGCACAAGGAGUGCUUUGUCUGCACUGGUUGCAAGGUCCCCCUGGCAGGCCAGCAGUUCACCUCCCAGGAGGACAACCCCUACUGUGUGAAGUGCUUUGGGAAUCUCUAUGCCAAGAAGUGCAGCGCCUGCGCCAAGCCCAUCACAGGCUUCGGAGGGGGUAAAUACAUCUCCUUUGAGGAUCGUCACUGGCACCACAACUGCUUCAACUGUGCCCGCUGCACCAGCUCACUGGUGGGGAAAGGCUUCAUCCCGCACCACGACGAGAUCCUCUGCCGCGACUGCAGCAGCAACCUAUAAGCCUGGCAAGAGGACGUGGAUCAGGGGCUUUAUCUGCUCUUCAGGGGCUUUGUGCCAGACACCCUGGGCAGGUGGGAGAUGUGCCUUUUGUUGCCCUGGAGAGGCCUGAUCCCCUCACCACAGUGUAUGCUCGGGGUGCCUGUGCCCUUCCCCUGAAGGCUAGAAUAAGCCACCCUAGGCUUUCUGCAGAGUGAAGCUAAAUAAACGCCAAACAAAAGGA